AUGAAAUCAGCAAUUAAAUCUGAUGAGCCUAUUAUUUCAAAUGAUUAUGUGACGUGCUAUGCAGAUCGUUUAGUCAUUCAUUUAUAUUAUUUUCCAUAUGGAAACAAAACAAUACAAUAUCGUGAUAUUCAAUCAUGUGAUUUACUUCGAAUGAGUGAUUUAAGUAUCUGGAAGAAAAAAAUGUGGGGAAUGGCAUUAUCAGCAGUUUGGUGGCAUUCAGAUAUACGUCGUCAUAAUCGAGAAUAUUAUAUUCUUUUAGAUGCAAAUCAAUGGCCUAAAAUAGGUGUUACAAUGGAUGAUAAUCAAAUUAGCGAUGUUUAUAAAGUUAUCAUACAACAGAUCAAUACAAAUCAAUCAGAGAAGAAACCAUUUGAUCACAACGAAAAACUAAAUGCUAAUACGAAUAGUUCAAUAUCAGAAGAGAAAAAUAUAUAUACUAAAUGA
Messenger RNA from Adineta steineri, 444 nucleotides. The record is from the annotation of a GenBank genome assembly. Lineage: Eukaryota; Metazoa; Rotifera; Eurotatoria; Adinetida; Adinetidae.